AUGAUAUUUUUAACUGGUAUUAGUCGGAAGAAGCAUAAAAAUAUAGUACAAAUGAUAUUUGCUUUUUCUAAUAGAGUAGGCAAAGAUUAUAAGAUUUGUGAAUCAUUUGUUUUUGAAUUCUUACCCGACACACUUGCCUCAGUUAUCAAGAAAGAAAAACUCGAUGACACGGACAUUAAAAUUUAUACUUGGCAAUUAUUUAACGGACUUCGAUAUUUAAGCCUGCAUGAAAUAGUUCAUCGGGACAUAAAGCCUUUGAAUGUGCUCAUAGAUCACCCAUUGGCUCUGUUAAAAAUUGGCGAUUUUGGUUCCGCAAAAAUCAUCAGAAAGAUGACGAAAUCAACAGCGUAUCAGGUGACGAGAUUUUACCGGCCUCCUGAACUGCUAUUGGGGUCCGAAUACUAUAACUGGACUGUUGAUUUAUGGUCAGCUGGUUGCGUACUUGGAGAGAUGCUCCGCGGUAACGUGCUUUUUCCUGGACGGCAUUAUAAACACCAGCUGAAAUUGAUAUUCCUAUGUCUUGGCAGUCCAACUGAAGAAGACGUUAAGCUGAUGAAGGUUCCUACACGAAUACAGUAUAACGGUCGAGUUGUGGUUGGAACUGGAUUGGGUACGCUAUGCCCAGACGCUGACCCAGGACUGCUCGAUCUUCUCGGAAAAGUUCUGGUCUAUCGCCCAGGUGACCGUCUUUACGGUCGUCAGCUAUUGACAGAUCCUGCCUUCGCGUCAAUACUCAAACCUGGUGGCAAAAGAUCCAAUGGUCAAUUAAUCUCAACCGUUAUAACACCCGAAGAUAUAAAAGACGUGGAAGAUGACACUGGGAGCAAAACAAUACAGAUUGCCAUUACUCGGGAAAUGAAACGGAAACUCGACUUUUCUUGUGAUGAUCUCCAGAGGAAACCAUCAAAGACGAAGCAGAGGGUCGUGGUAAUUGAGAAGAAGUCGAGCCUAGAAUCCAGAGGGACUACAGAGACCAUCCAAGGGACCCUACCGUCAUCUGAUCAGUCAGUACCGGUAUGCCAGUUGCUUUACAGUGCUGCGGAUGCAUCAUAG
Molecule: messenger RNA, 1053 nt
Organism: Cooperia oncophora
Lineage: Eukaryota; Metazoa; Nematoda; Chromadorea; Rhabditida; Trichostrongylidae
Source: the annotation of a GenBank genome assembly